CGCUCCGUGGGUUCUUCUUGAAAACAUGUCGCCCAUGAAGCUGUGUGUUCCAGGUGAAAGGCUUUGCAGCGUGGAGGACUGCACCCCCGGCGCAGGGACAUAUCUGAGGCACGGCUCCAUCUUCGCCUCACUGGCCGGAUACGUGCUCCGGAGGAACGAGGGCGAGGAGCUGCCGGUGAUCUCCGUAGUUAAAGAGACAGAAGCGCAGCUUUUACCUGACGUCGGAGCCAUCGUCACCUGUAAGGUGAUGAGCAUCAACCCACGGUUUGCUAAGGUGCACAUCCUCUAUGUGGGGUCUACUCCUCUCAAAGACCGGUUCAGAGGCACCAUCAGGAAGGAAGAUGUGAGAGCGACAGAGAAGGAUAAGGUGGAGACGUAUAAAAGUUUCCGACCCGGUGACAUCGUCCUCGCCAAAGUGAUCUCACUGGGGGACGUUCAGUCCAACUACCUGCUCACCACAGCGGAGAAUGAACUGGGCGUGGUCGUGGCCCACAGUGAGGCAGGAGUACAGAUGGUUCCCAUCAGCUGGUGUGAGAUGCAGUGUCCUCGCACGCACAAUAAAGAAUUUCGCAAGGUGGCGCGAGUGCAGCCCGAGUACCUGCAGGCGUGAACGUGAAUGUCAACGACGUCCAGCACCGACCUUUACCCCGGAACACACAGCUUCAUACACACACACACACACACCUCGAGACUAGCUGCCAUCUCCAGCUCACGCCACUGCAGAUUUUAUUCCAUUUCAUUAGAAAGCAGAGCUCUGACCUGUUCAUGUUAGCGUAAACAGUGAUCCAACAGGAACCUCAGAGGAACAAACUGGAGAAACGACACCAGCUAGCUGCCCAUCCUCUCCCACGGGAACGUCUGACGUAACCCGUCCUCCCUCUUUGAAAGUGUUCAAGCCUCUGUAAUGUACGCGGACCGCUAACGAAAUGCUCAGAGAUGACUUCAUUUUUCUUUAAUUUUCAGCCAUGACUUUUAUUCUGAAGAAGUCUUCCUACUUUUUUUUGUUUUUCUUCCCUAAAUGGUUUCAUUUCUGUCCAUACAGAGGUCGUGUAUUUACAGCAGUCUGAAAAGUGAAUAAAAACAAGUUUUCUGUCAUUCUUUAAA
Molecule: messenger RNA, 1104 nt
Organism: Neoarius graeffei (lesser salmon catfish)
Lineage: Eukaryota; Metazoa; Chordata; Actinopteri; Siluriformes; Ariidae
Gene: exosc1
Product: exosome component 1
Exons: 8
Coding region: 26-610 (194 amino acids)
Biological process (GO): RNA processing
Cellular component (GO): nuclear exosome (RNase complex); cytoplasm
Molecular function (GO): RNA binding
Source: RefSeq, a predicted model, not a curated record